Messenger RNA from Symbiodinium sp. CCMP2592, 324 nucleotides. Lineage: Eukaryota; Dinophyceae; Suessiales; Symbiodiniaceae. The record is from the annotation of a GenBank genome assembly.
AUGCGCGAGCUGUCAGUGCCGAGAGGAAGCGGGCUGCAGCCGUCUCCGGCGGCUUAUGACCCGCACCUGCAGCUUCCCGGAGUGCAGACAUCGCUCCAUGGGCAAGCCAAGCCUCCUUCUCGUUCUGUCUCGGGAGAAUCUCCGGCAGCAUCCCGAUCCGGCUCCAAGACCAGCACGGCCCACUUCGAUUUCCAUGCCCGUGACUUCAGCAAAAGUGCGCCAUUGCAAGCUUUCCGGGGCACGGACAACGAGCACCCACGGCUGGCCUCUUGCAAAGCUUUGAGAAAGUUUAGGUCUCUCGAGCCCGAGGGACGAUUCGCUUGA